This is a messenger RNA of Schistocerca serialis cubense, 4889 nucleotides long. RefSeq lists its product as uncharacterized. Bases 1 to 4512 code for a protein of 1503 amino acids. The record is from RefSeq and is a predicted model, not a curated record. Lineage: Eukaryota; Metazoa; Arthropoda; Insecta; Orthoptera; Acrididae. The transcript is spliced from 28 exons.
AUGGUAAUGACACUGACAUCAUCCCCACUAAGUUCUGUGUUUUGCUUUGCGUCAGAGCCUGGUCGUCCACAACCACACAUUUUUUUUGCUGAUAUUGAUGGACUGGUUGUAACUUGUGGUUCCUUUGUUGCUUGGAGAGCAACUAUUCUUACAGUUGGACUGGCAUACACUGUUGAUGCUGCAGAAGAAAUACCAGGGAAAACAGCUGUGAUAACAGUGGAAUCUCCUGCACCUCAGCUUGUGGAAGCUUCUUUGUCAUCAGAUAUUCAACAGCUGAGGGUGACCUUUGACCAGAACAUUGAAGGACCAGAAAGCUGCUCAGAUAUUUUGACUCCACAGAAUCUAAAUGAAAUUGGGAAUGAUGCAAGGUGCAACUUCAUAGCAAAUAAUUUGAUAAUAAGUUUGGGUGAAGAAGCAAAACUGGAAGAAAUACUGGAACUGCAGUUAAUGGAAGAUGCAGUUCGCUCUGCAAAGGCAGACCCACCCCAUCUUGCACAGACUGCUAAGGGAAAAAUCACAGUCCAGCCAGAAAAGGCACUGGUCCCAAAAUACAGGAUGUCUGCCCCACCAGUGGUCCAUGCAAACUCAUCAGCUGAGAUACGGCUGUCAUCAGCAGCUGGUCAGAGGCUUUCUUAUCAAUGGUCAGUUGACUUUGACAAGGAAGCUGCAAGCAGAAGGUUUAAAACUCAGAGUCAGAGGCUACAGCUUUGGGAGAGUGUACGUGCUGUUCAACGCACAUUAAACAAGGCGUCCCGUAGAAGAACGAGCAGGAGUGCUAGUAGUGCAAGUUUAUCAGUCCCCUUAAAUGUUUCAGCUAUGGUCCAGGAUGUGGACUAUAUUGUGAAAGUAACUGGGAAAAAUGCAGCUGGUGUGAAGGGUCCUGAAAUAACUCACACAUUACGAAUGACCAGUGGCUCUGGAAGUAAGUUGAGCCAAGAAGUUACAUCAUCACUGUAUCUCUCAGCACCUUUGAUGUCUUAUGCUGAUACAGAACUUCUAGUUGAAGCUGAAGUGGCUCCAGAUGCUGAAUCUGUUCCACAGUAUCAUUGGCUGGUGCAAGACAUGAAUGGUAACUCUGUGGAUGUACCUCCUGCUGAUGGUCCCAUACUAAGAGUUCCACCAGCCACUCUCCGUGGUGGCUACACUUACAAUGUCACCUGCACUACUGUCAUCAACAUGGAAACAUUAAAAAUUGAGAUUACUCAUCGAGGUCUCAAAGCAGUUAUUACAGAAACAGAAAUUGUGAUUGGAACAGGGCAUGAACUACAAUUGGAUGCAUCUUUAUCAUAUGAUCCAGAUAACAACCCUGGCAAAAUUGAGGUUAUUUGGUGUUGUUUGUCUUUGAGAGAUGGCAGUUCUUGUCUUUUGGCUGGCCAUCAUGAUCGUUUUAUAGAGAAGGAGUAUGCAGCAGCUAUGUCUCAACCUGUUCUUCAGCUGCCAAAAGGAACUCUGGCUGUUGGAGAGUACAAAAUGACAGCAAAUGUAUACAAAGUGGGUCAAGAAGGCUUUGACAGUGCAGAAGUCACUGUGUUGGUUGUGCCUGGCCACCCUCCAGAAGUUAGGAUACUGUCACAGAGUACACAUCAUGCAGUAAAUCCUCUUGAUGUGGUUACCAUCUCAGGCAUUGUAAAGGGAGCAGAGCAAGGAUGUCUUGUGUGGUGGGAAGCUAUAUCAUCACCUGGUUUCCAGCCAUUUGAUUUAUCAGCAGAGCUUAAGUUGGGGGACAUCCUUACUCUGGAACCAGAAGAUACCACCAGUACAGAAAGGGAGAUACAGCUUGGUAUUCCUGGGCCUGUGGGAACAUGGCCAGGCCUGAAAGGAGACGCCAAAUACUGUCUCCGACUGUCUGCUUCAUGUGGGAAUUCCUCAAGCCAUGCAGACACUGUCAUUGUCACAAAUUCUCCACCAAAUAUCCAACCAUUACAGGUAAAACCCAUGCAAGGAGAAGCAUUCCGUACAAAAUUUUUGUUGCAAACAUCUGAGGCAGAGGAUGUAGACCAGCCAUUGAGUUACAGUUUUGGAUACAUUUCCAAAGGAUCCCCCUCUUUGCCUACGACCUCAAAUGAGAAGUUUGAAGCCUAUCUUCUUUUACCUCCUGGUUCAGAUAUUCAGCCCCUAGUAAGAGUAUGUGACUCCUAUCAACUAUGUGCAGAGAGAAUAGGAGAUGCUGUGCAUUCUGAACCACCUGAUUCUCUAUCUUUGACAGAAGUCCUGGAAGUAAGUGGGUUGUUUCUCUCAUUACUUCAGUCUGGGCAGUUUGAGGCUGCUCUGGCAGUAGUUGAGCCCAUGCUGUCUCUCCUAAAGCAGCAGUCUCCCACAGAUGAAGGCAAGGGACUAAACCAAGGAACAGCAGAAGUGUCAGCAGCAGUAAAGAAGGAAUUAAACAUACGCAAGUCCAACAUGGACAACAGUCAUGAAUCAAUUCAGGCAAACCUGGACUUCCUGGAUGUAAGUGUGCAAAUUGUGCAGCUUCUACCACGUCAUGGUGAACAGCAAAGUCUGCUAAAAGAUGUCCUUGAGUUCAGAGACAUGAUAGAUUCAAUGGACACAUCUGGGGCCAAGGAGAAACUGCGCAGAAAAAGAGAAGCAAAACAUGACAGUCAACCAUUGAACAAUGAACUUAGAAAGUACAUGACAUUUAUGCAACUAACAUCAUACAGCAUCAGAUCCUUGGAAGAUGAAAAUGAGGCACUGAAGAACAUGGACCAACUCUUGAUCUACAUUCACAAGUCUAUCCAUGCCAUGUGCUCUGACUUAAAGACUGGUAGCAAUCUUCAGAUUAACAUGGAACUUCUGAAUGUGAGCGCACAGCUAGUGGUUGCAGGAGAUUUAUCUACAACAAGCUUCACUGUUCCUUUAGGGGCACCACCUCAAAUACUAGCAAAAUUGCAAUUUAGUGGUGGUAUCACAGUAGGCAGUGACAAAGACAGCUUGUGUCUAGGUUCUGCCAGUUUCCAAGAUGAUUACCUAACAUCUCUUGCUCAAAAGAAAAGGGUUCCUCAGUACCUCUCACCACUCUCAAACAGAAUCAGCAAUGUAUAUGAGUUCACCAUCUUGAAUUCAAAGGGAACAGUGCUGCAAAAUGAACAGAUUAAGGAGCCAUUAAUCUUACUCCUUCCUGUAACAAAAGUGGCUAUGCAAGGAAAAUUUUUACAUUGUGGUUUGUGGCGUAAUAAUGGAUGGGAUCUAAAUACAUGUCAGUCAGAUGGGGUCCCUCGCAACCAAGUAUUGGAGUGUCACUGUACAACUCUUGGCAAUUACAGUGUUUUUAUUGCUGAUGUUCCUCCAAAAACAACUACUCGUAUCACUGAAAGUGCUGCUAUGACUGUCAGACCAGUGGAACAUCUAACAACUAGUCACACAGAAUCUAGUACUGGACGUAUGUCUACAGUAGUUUCAACAAGUUCAUCUUCACCAACUGCCACUACUGUCACAUCAACUAUUAAAAUGACUGAGUCAGUGUCAGAUACUACAGUACUGUCAACAGGCAGAAACACAGUGUCUUCAGCUAAUACAAGAACUCCAUUAGAAGCAGGCACAACUGCAACUGCAACCAUGUCAAGUUCUCCAGCUGUCAAAAGAACCUCUGGAAGUGAUGUGACAGAGUCUUCAACAUCACUGUAUCAAGUUGGGACGGAAUCAGCAGAAGUAUCUACACCUGAGAUAACUUCUCAUUUGACCACAAGACUUCCAGGAAAAGUUAUCUCAAACAAUACAAUAUAUAAUGUCAUAUUUAGAAUAGAAGAAGAUUUUGGAAAAAUUGUUAGCAAAAAUGAAAAACAAUUUGAAAAUCAUUUGAAGAUACAGAUCCUAGAUCAAGUGCAUGAAAUGCCCAGUAAUAUGAUAUAUGGCAUAUAUUUAACUAAUGGUAGUAUUGUGGCAACACUGAGGCUAGUUGACACAGAUGUACAGAAAGUGAGUGUAGUUUUGCCAACACUGGUUGAAAUGCUGAGAACUGGUGGACUAAAAAUUAAUGGAACCAAUGGUGCUCCCUUAAGUAUACCACCUCAGAACAUCACAAUCAUCCAGCAGACAAUGGAACCACCUGAGGAACAAUAUGCAGUUGUGUAUGCUGUUAGUGGGACAGUGGUUGUAACCUCAGCAGCUGUUGUCACCGCCAUAGCAACUGCCAUAUUUGUGAGAAGACGCACAGAAAAGAAGCACAUGCAGAUGGUACAGGAAAAUAACAGAAGCUCAGCACCAACAUACCGUAAGUUUGAAUUUGAGCAAACCCUGGAAGGAACAGCAGAAUCCUUGGCACGUUACAGGACUACUGCACCUGUUUUUGGAUCUUCUGGUACUGGUCUGGGAACAGUUAUUUCCGGAGUGAAAUACCUGGAACCAGCAUAUCUUUUAGAACAACUGAAUGGAAGCACCUUUGACAAUGGUAAAAAAAUUGUGAAACUGAAACAAAAGUCAAAUGAUUCACAGCAGCUUGUUGAAAAAGAAGUGAAAGUAGUGAUGAGGAAUGGUUCUGUAGACCAUCUUCCUGGGACUCCGACCGAUGACUGAUAUAGGCAAUGUGAGGAGACUCGAAACAGUGACAAAAAUAUAUACAUGCAUUCUACAGUGUAUGCAAGAUUUCGCAGUUGUGACUAGCAAGACAGUGGCAUCAUCAUUAUUUAUCUCUUGAAAGUGAUAUGUGUCUUUCACUAAAGGAUUUCAUAUUACACACAGAGAUCUAUAAUGGAUAUUAAAUGUGUAAUUCUCAGUUCAGAGACAGUCUCAUGAGAACACCAAUCCUGGAUUUUCCAUUGUUAAAUUAAAACAUUUAUGUGAGAAUGUAUUGUAGAAAACUGUUCAUCAUAACUGUUUUCCAGUUACUGGCACUGGUUAAAAGUGUGAUGAAUAAAAUCAAAUUCAUGUGAAUAAACAUUAUACAGUACUUA